Messenger RNA from Boeremia exigua, 1011 nucleotides. RefSeq names its product transmembrane adaptor Erv26. Gene Ontology annotation, biological process: endoplasmic reticulum to Golgi vesicle-mediated transport. NCBI's taxonomy places the organism in Eukaryota, Fungi, Ascomycota, Dothideomycetes, Pleosporales, Didymellaceae. The record is from RefSeq and is a predicted model, not a curated record. Gene Ontology annotation, cellular component: Golgi membrane; COPII-coated ER to Golgi transport vesicle; endoplasmic reticulum membrane. The transcript has 3 exons. The coding region runs from base 37 to 780 and encodes 247 amino acids. Gene Ontology annotation, molecular function: COPII receptor activity.
CUGUCAAAUCGCUAAAACUCACACUUCACAACGAACAUGUGGAUAUUACCAGCACUCGGGUAUAUUGGUGUCAUUCUAGGCUUUGCCUUCUUGACAUUAGCAAUAGCAUCCGGAUUAUAUUACCUCUCCGAACUGGUCGAAGAGCAUACUGUCUUUGCAAAGAAGCUGCUUACCCGCCUCAUAUACGGCGUUAUCGGUGUUCAAGCCCUCCUUCUCCUCGUCGAUGGCUUUCCAAUCGGUCUCAGCGCACUCAGCAUAGUUAGCCAUGGCGUUUACGCGCAGAACCUGCGACGUUUCCCAAUCGUCAAGCUCACAGAUCCGCUCUUCUUGCUUUCUUGUGUUCUGGUACUAGCGAACCAUUAUUUCUGGUUCCGUCACUUUAGUGCGCCCUCGCCCUCUGCGAACACAUAUUCCAACUAUCCCUACGACCGUCCCGAUAUUCCUACCUUUACUGAGAUCGCUUCCUACUUUGGCCUGUGCGUGUGGCUCGUGCCUUUCGCGCUCUUCGUGUCGCUCUCCGCAGGCGAGAACGUACUUCCAUCAAUGGGCUCUGAGUAUGCCACGGGCGAUGGAAGCAGUUACAUAACUCCUGGUGCGACACCAGGAGGAUUUGGUAAUGGGUCCGCGGCUGCGGCCGGCAGUGCUAGCAGGAGAAGGGCGAGGAGUGGAACAAACCAGGGUAUGGCGAAGCAGGUGUUUGGCGGCGUCAAGGACUGGGUGGGUGAGACUGGAGAGGUGAUGGGGUUGUGGAAAGGGGAGAGGACUCGGCCUACAUUCUAGGCUAGAAAGGAGUGUUUGAUCAAUCAAGACAGAUACUUUCAGGCACAUGCUGGUGAAGCGGCAUGCAUAACGCGAAACCCGUUCGAGAGUGAAGGAGAGUUACGACGCCACGACGCCACACUGAGUGCUGCCUGACCGAUCGCCCCAGUAUUUUUCUUUCUCACCUCGACCUGUCCCUUGCCCGACUAGUUUCCACGAAUCGAUAAACGCGUCUCAAGCUUGCAUCAGACA